AUGGUAGGCGUCUUUGCGGGGAGGCAAGUGCUGACCGAAUCUCGCUUCCGGCUUCUAGAAAUCGACCGUAGAUCAAAAUGCAUCGUCGACAUGAAGGACAACCAAACCGUCCUGACGCUACCCGACGGCCAUGCGGGCGUCAAAGGAGCCAAGGACGGCGGAGCCAAGACGUUUGCUUUCGAUAGAUCAUACUGGUCCUUCAACAAGGACGACGCCAACUACGCCGGCCAGUCGAGCCUCUUCGACGACCUCGGCGGUCCGCUGCUGGACAACGCCUUUCAGGGGUACAACAACUGCAUCUUCGCCUACGGCCAGACCGGUUCGGGGAAAUCCUAUUCCAUGAUGGGCUACGGCAAGGAGGUCGGCAUCAUCCCCAACAUUUGCCAAGAAAUGUUCGGGCGAAUCGAUGCCAUCCAGGCCGACGGCACCACCAAGUGCACCAUCGAAGUCUCCUACCUCGAAAUCUACAACGAGCGCGUCCGCGAUCUGCUCAAUCCUUCGACCAAGGGAAACCUCAAAGUGCGAGAGCAUCCGUCGACGGGCCCCUACGUCGAGGAUCUCGCCAAGCUCGUCGUCGGAAGCUUCCAGGAAAUCGAGAACUUGAUGGACGAAGGAAACAAGGCGCGGACGGUGGCGGCGACCAACAUGAACGAGACGUCGAGUCGAAGCCACGCCGUCUUCACCAUCAUGCUCACCCAGAAGAAGCUUGACGUCGAGACCAAGAUGGAGAUGGAAAAGGUGGCCAAGAUUAGCCUCGUCGACUUGGCCGGUUCCGAGAGGGCCACCUCGACGGGCGCCACCGGCGCCCGCCUGAAGGAGGGCGCCGAAAUUAACCGAUCCCUCUCGACCCUCGGCCGUGUCAUUGCCGCCCUGGCCGACUUGUCGACCGGGAAGAAGAAAAAGGGCCAGAGUCAGGUCCCGUACCGAGAUAGCGUCCUCACCUGGCUGCUUAAGGACUCGCUCGGCGGCAACAGCAUGACGGCCAUGAUUGCGGCCAUCAGCCCCGCCGACAUCAAUUACGACGAAACGCUCAGCACCUUGCGAUACGCCGACUCCGCCAAGCGCAUCAAGAACCAUGCCGUCAUCAACGAGGAUGCCAACGCGCGCAUGAUCAGGGAACUCAAGGAGGAGCUCGCCCUCUUGCGAGGGAAGCUCGGAGGCGGCUCCACCGCCGGCGGCCCGGGAUCGCUGCCGGGCGAGACGUACGACGACGGCACACCUCUGGAGAAGCAGAUGGUCAGCAUCACGGGCCCGGAUGGCGUCGUCAAGAAAGUCUCCAAGGCCGAGAUCGCCGAGCAGCUGAGCCAGAGCGAGAAGCUGCUCACCGACCUCAACCAAACGUGGGAGCAGAAGCUGCAGAAGACGGAAGAGAUCCAAAAGGAGCGCGAGGCAGCCUUGGAGGAGCUCGGCAUCAGCAUCGAAAAGGGCUUCAUCGGCCUGCACACGCCCAAGAAGAUGCCGCAUCUGGUCAACCUGUCCGACGACCCCCUCCUGGCCGAGUGCUUGGUGUACAACGUCAAGCCCGGAACGACGACGGUCGGAAACGUCGACACCAACGCCGACCACCAGGCCAACAUUCGCCUCAAUGGAACCCGAAUCUUGCACGACCACUGUACCUUUGAGAACGCUUCGGACGGCACCGUCACCGUCAUUCCCGGCGAGGGGGCCUCCGUCAUGGUCAACGGCAAGCGGGUUGCCGAGCCGACCCAGCUUCACUCCGGCUACCGAAUCAUUCUGGGAGACUUUCACAUCUUCAGGUUCAACCAUCCCAUGGAGGCGAGGGCCGAGCGGGCCGAGGUUGGCCAGAGCCUGCUGCGGCACACCGUCACCGCGAGCCAGAUUCAAACGUUGGACCGAGCCUCCCCAAGCCCCUCGCCCCGGCUGGGUCACGAACGGUCGUUCAGCAGGGCCUCGGAUGCGCUUGACUCUCAGCCCGACUCCCCGAGUCCCUUCCUUCGAAAUGGCAGAGACUCGGACUGGUCGCUUGCCCGGCGGGAGGCUGCCGGAGCCAUCCUCGGGACGGACCAAAACCUGGCGAGCAUGACGGAUGAAGAGCUCAACGCCUUGUUCGAAGAGGUUCAACGGGCACGCGCCGAGCGUGUUAAUGGCCGAGAAGAUGGCGACGACUCCGAAUCGGCCACUUCCUGCCAGCUCCGAGAAAAGUACACGUCUGUUGGAACCUUUGACAACUUCUCUCUCGACACCGCCCUCACCAUGCCGUCGACACCAAAGCAAGUCGAGGCCGAGGAGAGGCUACGAGAAGUGCGGGAGGAAAUGCAGAGCGAGCUAGACCGCCAGAAGGAGGAAUUCCAAGCACAGCUCAAGACGGCCGAGGCGGCGAACGUGGAGGUGGAAGAGAUUCGCCAGGAAAAGGCGAAGAUGGAGACGGCCCUCGAGGAGUUGAAGGAGGACAUGCAGAGGCAGCUCGUCAUCCAGCGCAAGCAGUUCGAGGACAAGAUUGAGAAGCUCGACCCCCUCAAAAGACCGCGCCCGAGCCAGAAGCUGUCCGAUUCCGAGAUCGGACUCGCCAAGGAGGCCGUCAAGGUGUGGCAGGGCCGGCACUAUGUCAAGAUGGCCGAAGCCGUCCUCCAGCACGCCGCGAUUCUCAAAGAGGCCCAAAUCAUGAGCAACGAGCUCAACGGAAGCGUCGUCUUCCAGUUUGCCGUCGUCGAUGUCGGACACGGCGUUUGUUCCUCCUACGACAUGGUCCUCAACGGCUUGAAUGGAGAGGGUGACGAUCCCGCGCUGGAAGAGGCUCGCAAGCCUUGCAUCGGCGUCCGCGUUAUCGACUACAAGCACAACGUAGUCCAUCUUUGGAGCAUCGAGAAGCUCCACGACCGCGUUCGGCAGAUGCGGCAGAUGCAUCAGUACCUCGACCAGCCGGAGUAUGCCCAACAUCUGAGUCUCGACAACCCGUUCGUCGAAACUUGCAUGCCAUCCUACACCCUGGUUGGCGAGGCCGACGUUCCUCUCAAGGCAGUUUUCGAGAGCCGAGUGCAGGACUUUUCGCUCGACGUUCACUCGCCCUACACUUCGCACGCGAUCGGCAUCGUCAAGCUGUCACUCGAGCCCUCCCACGCACGAGCGCCGACCAACACGCUCAAGUUUAACGUGGUCGUGCAUGAGCUCGUUGGCUUCGCGGAGCGGGAAGGGACAGAGGUUCACGCUCAGCUCUACAUACCCGGCACGUCCGAGGAGGACGGGGUGACGACGACACAGAUGAUUCAAGAUUUCGAUGAAGGGCCUGUCCGAUUUGAGAGCGUCCACAACAUGAGCGUGUCCGUCUUCGCACCCCUCGGCACAACUCUCAGGCUUGCCAUUUUCGCCAACAUCUCCGUCAUGCACCUCGACAAGCUCCUAAGCUGGGAUGACAUGAGAGACGCCGGCCCGAUGGGUGACGGAAAGAAGUCGUCGCGAAUCAGCGAGUCGCAGUUUUUCACCCAGGAGAAGCACGACCUGCUGGCCCGCGUGCAGAUCAUGGAGCUGAACGAGGUUGGCGAGUACCAACCCGUCGAGGUGACGCAGACCAGCGAGCUCGACACGGGCACCUUCCAGCUGCACCAGGGCUUGCAGCGAAGAAUUGGCAUCAACAUUUCGCACAGCUCUGGGGAGGCGUUGCCUUGGGGGGAUGUCACGGCCGUGCGCGUGGGCAGAAUCCGCCUGGUCGAUUCGGCGGGCAAGACGCCCGACAUGAAUAGCAAGGAAGCCCACGUCGCACUCAAGCUGUCGUCGAACCCCAUCUUUCGCGAGAACGCAAACGGAACAAGAAGCAUUACCAUCUACGCCCAGUGGGACUCGAGUUUGCACAACUCGCUGCUUCUGGACAGGGUGACGGUAGACAAGUACCGUGUUCAGAUGACCAUCUUUUGGGAGGUCAGCUCCGACAAGCUGGCCGAGCCGAUGAAGUUCGCGCAGAAAGUGUGCGUGCAGAUACUUUCCAGGAAUUUCGUCCGCCAGACCUCCGUCUUCUCGUCGCUGUUUCAGAAUGUUCGGUUCGUCCGCUCGUCGUCGGGCAUCUUCACCCUGACGAUGCGUCCAGCCCCGGUCAAGAGAGUGGGCGACUUGUGGCGGAUGAACAGCCAGCAUGAAUACGUCAAGGGCGAGGAGAACCUUAGCAGCUGGACUCCCCGCGGCGUCUCCCUCGUCAGCGAUUUCAUACUGGCGAAGAAGAAGAGGAAGCGGACGGCCGAGAUUGGCGUGAUGCAUGCCUGCCUGAACAAGAUGGGCGUCGAUGCCUCCGCUGUGCAUACACUCCCCAAGAAGGAGUUGGGGACGAAGAAGGGGCUUACGAUCAACACGGUUGUGCCGGACGUUGACGAUGAUGUUCUCAACGACACCCCUGAUACGUCUCAGAUGCCCACCUUUGAGGACGAUGAAGACAUGGCGGAGGAUCCGCAAGAGGAGACGAUAAAGGUGGAUGCGAACGAGUCGUUGGUUAAGAAGCCCGAAUACGACGAGGGUGAGACGGAACUGUUGGAGCGGUGCCUCAACCUCUGGAAGAGGUAUCCCGACCCGCUGAGUAGCAUCCUGAGCCCAGCAAACACGGCUCCCCCUUUGAGCGGCAUCGCGCCAGAGUCGCCCCCCCCGAGCCUCAUCACGACAAUCAUUCGAGUACCGAAGAAUCCAAAAGUGCUCAAGGGCGGGUACCUGCUCGUGCCCAACAGCGAUUCGACACGGUGGGUGAAGCGCUUCGUCGAGUUGCGGCGGCCUUAUCUCCACAUCCACUCGGCCACGGGCGGCGACGAGGUUGCCAUCGUAAGCUUGCGAAACUCUCGCGUCGACAGCCAACCUGGCGUCCUCGGCAUCCUCCACGGACCGGAGGGUGGUGAUGAGUCACCGGCACAAGGCCAGCAUGGAAUCCAGGACUUGUCUUCUGGUCAUCGCCGCACAUCCUCGGGCAGGGUCAUAUCGACCAUCUGGACGGGCAUUGGGGGCACAGGCUCGGCUUCGUUGGGGGGGUCAGGGCCGCAACGCCUCAGCGAACGGAUGCAGUCGGCCGUGUUUGCCAUCUACGGGACUGACAACACCUGGCUCUUUGCCGCUCGCAGCGAACGCGACAAGGUAGACUGGAUCUUCCGCAUCGACCAGACGUACCUUGCGAACAGCGAAAGCAACCCCAACAGCGGCGUCAUGAGCCCCAGGAGCCAGUAUUAG
Molecule: messenger RNA, 5154 nt
Organism: Drechmeria coniospora
Lineage: Eukaryota; Fungi; Ascomycota; Sordariomycetes; Hypocreales; Ophiocordycipitaceae
Product: kinesin
Exons: 1
Coding region: 1-5154 (1717 amino acids)
Biological process (GO): microtubule-based movement
Molecular function (GO): ATP binding; microtubule binding; microtubule motor activity
Source: RefSeq, a predicted model, not a curated record